Molecule: messenger RNA, 1212 nt
Organism: Racocetra fulgida
Lineage: Eukaryota; Fungi; Glomeromycota; Glomeromycetes; Diversisporales; Gigasporaceae
Source: the annotation of a GenBank genome assembly
AUGUCAACAAAUCUGCAAUCCAAAAUGGUGCCUUCACAAAAUAUUUGGUUACCAUCAAAUUUAUUACCAAACCAAAAAAUUUUAGUCUCUCUCACCGGUCCUCAUGGCACUGACAUUAUUGGAUGUGUAUUAGAUUGUAUGGCGAAAAAUUCUUGUGAAAUUGAAGACUUCAUGUUAUCUCGACUUUAUCAUAAUGUUACUUUUGGGGUUUUGAUUACAUUAAAAUCUGAUAAUUCUGAUUUGUUUCGUGAUCUUGCUGAAGCUGCUCAAAAAUGGGAUGGGAUUUUAUCUUUUAAUAUUCAUGAGCAACAAGAUAUUUUACCAAAAUCCCUUGAAGACGCUCCAUAUAAAAAUCGCACUAAGUAUACUGCUACUGUAUUAAACCAGAAUGGUCUUACCCUGCAAUUUCUGGAUGAGUGGACAAAAUUAUUGCUUCGGGAAAAAAUUUCUGUAGAAAAGAUGCAAAGAUUAAGUGAAGGGAAAUUAUCAUGUGCUGAUUAUAAACUUUCAGUACCAUUAGAAACGGAUUUUGAUCGUUUGAGACAAGAAUUGUUUCAGUUGAGCAUAAGUCAUGGAACUGAUGUUGCUCUCCAACCGUUUAAUGUGUUUCGAAAACAUAAAAGAUUAGUUGUUUUUGAUAUGGAUUCUACAUUAAUACAACAAGAAGUAAUUGACGAAAUCGCUAAAAUGGCUGGUGUUGUCAAUAAAACAAUCACAGAAGCAGCAAUGAACGGAGAAAUCGACUUCAAGGAGUCUUUACGACGUCGUGUUUCAUUAUUGAAAGGAACAUCAACUGAUGUUUUACAAGCUAUCAAGAAGAAUCUUAUUUUUACCGAAGGGGCACAUCUUCUAUGUAAAGCACUAAAAAAGAUCGGUUUUAAAUUGGCAGUAAUUUCUGGUGGAUUCAUCCCUCUUGCCAUGUAUGUGAAAAACGAGCUUGGGCUAGAUUAUGCUUUUGCAAAUCAAUUAAAAGUCUCGUCGGAUGGCUUAACGUUCACGGGCGAACUUGAUGGUCCAAUUGUUGAUGGAGAACGCAAAGCUGAGCUUUUAGAGGUGAUUGCUCAAGCUGAAAAUAUAAAACUUGAACAAGUUGUCGCUGUGGGUGAUGGUGCAAAUGAUUUAUUCAUGCUGGCAAAGGCUGGAUUAGGGAUAGCGUUUAAUGCCAAACCGCGUGUACAAGAAAAAGUAUAUAAAUUUAAUGAACUUUUAUAA